AUGACAUUUACAGAGGCUCAUUAUGUCCUCAAUUUUAUUUCAAAAAAUCUUGAAGAACUAAAUAGUAAUUGUAUAUUUAGUGGAAGGAAAGUUGUAAUUAAAAAAUUAAAAAAUAAAGAUAUCAAACAAUCAAAUAUUGAAGAUCAACAUCAAUUUAAUAUCCAAAAAUCUUUAGAAAAAUGUCGCCAAACAUUAUUUGCUUUUAGCUUAAUAGUUUCAAAAUACAAAAAGCACCAAGGAAAUAAUUGGAAUAUUUUUAAUAUUAAAUGUCUAAAUCGUGAAGAGAAUAGCUAUUUUAGUGAUGGAGAGAAAAAUGAAAUUUAUGAAUUUGUAAAAGAUUUAAGUAAAAAUGUUGUUGAAAAAUGCAAAUUUAUUGUUGAAUGGCAAAAUGAUUUGUAUCGUAAAUCGCUAGAUUACACGUAA
Molecule: messenger RNA, 423 nt
Organism: Meloidogyne enterolobii
Lineage: Eukaryota; Metazoa; Nematoda; Chromadorea; Rhabditida; Meloidogynidae
Source: the annotation of a GenBank genome assembly